AAUUUCCUUUUGCAGGCAGUGAUGGAGAUCUAUACCAUGUACCGAUCUCACCUUUCAGCAAAGAAUACCUUGGUCCUCUUUGAAGCAAUGCGUGGUGUGGCAUCCCAUGCUCACAGGAUCAACAGCAAUUCUAAAUUGCGUUCAAGGCUUCAAGAGUUUAGUUCCAUAACCCAAAUGCAGGAUCCUCCCCUAUUACGCCUUGAAAAUGAGUCCUAUCAAUUUAGCCUCGCAUUCCUGCAGAAUCUUAUAGUAGACAAGCCUCCAAGUUAUGAGGAGGCUGGAGUCGAGUCCCAUCUGGUUGAUCUCUGCCAGGAGGUAUUACAGUUUUAUUUAGAGACUGCACAUUCUGGCCAGGAUUCUGAAUCAUCUACCAAUGGGCAAUUGCAUUGGUGGAUACCAUUAGGCUCUGGGAAGCGGAGGGAGUUGGCUGCACGUGGACCUCUUGUUGUGGCAACUCUCCAGGCUAUUUGUAGCUUGGAAGAGGCCUCAUUCGAGAACAACUUAGCUCAGUUCUUCCCCCUUAUUUCAAGGUUGAUAAGUUGUGAACAUGGGUCAAGCGAGGUCCAAGUAGCUCUUAGUGAUAUGCUCAGUACAUCGGUAGGUCCUGUUUUGUUUCGAUCAUGUUGAUCUCAGUAAAAUAAGACUGCAUUUUGGUGUAUCAUAUAUUUUGUUUGAUCCACAUUCACCCCAUAGUUUCCAUUGUUACUCUUAGUCCAUAAUAAUUACAGGAAAUAUAGUUUCAUGGUAUAUGAACGGUUAAGAGUUGGUUUUGAUUGGUCAAAUUCUGAACCUUCCUCUGUUUAUUAAGGACAGAAUAGCUUCUCUUUUCAGAAUUUGUAGAUUCCUUAUAGAGGUUUUCUUGUUGUAUGGUAGGUGGUCAAAUACUUUUUUGAAU
This is a messenger RNA of Rubroshorea leprosula, 895 nucleotides long. The record is from the annotation of a GenBank genome assembly. Lineage: Eukaryota; Viridiplantae; Streptophyta; Magnoliopsida; Malvales; Dipterocarpaceae.